Messenger RNA from Tuber aestivum (summer truffle), 112 nucleotides. NCBI's taxonomy places the organism in Eukaryota, Fungi, Ascomycota, Pezizomycetes, Pezizales, Tuberaceae. The record is from the annotation of a GenBank genome assembly.
UUUCGGCGAUACUCCACUUCACCUAGCUGUUCAAUUCGAUCACCCUGAAAUAGUCAAGUUUCUGGUGGAGAACGGGGCGGAUCAAACAAUUAGGAACCGUCAAGGGGUGACG